This is a messenger RNA of Pollicipes pollicipes, 465 nucleotides long. RefSeq names its product myoferlin-like. The transcript has 3 exons. NCBI's taxonomy places the organism in Eukaryota, Metazoa, Arthropoda, Thecostraca, Pollicipedomorpha, Pollicipedidae. Gene Ontology annotation, biological process: plasma membrane organization; membrane fusion. The coding region runs from base 22 to 465 and encodes 147 amino acids. The record is from RefSeq and is a predicted model, not a curated record.
UCGCCGCAGGAUUCCAACGGAAUGUCGGACCCGUACCUGCGCGUGCAGCUGGGAAAGCAGAAGCAGGACACCAGGGACCAGUACCGGCCCAACACGCUCAACCCCAUCUUCGGCAGCUUCAUGGAGUUCACCUGCAUGCUGCCCAAGGAGAAGGACCUCACCGUGUCCGUCAUGGACUACGACCUGGUCUCGAAGGACGACCUGAUCGGCGAGACCAAGGUCGACCUGGAGAACCGCUACAUGACCAAGUACCCGCGCCACGUGCGGCAUACCGCGCGAGUACCACCUGUGAGUCGGGCCCGAACCAGUGGGCGUGACGCCCAGACACCGCGCGAGAUUCUGGAAAACGUCUGCGAGACCAACAACCGCUCGCAGCCGCUCUGCUGGCUCUCCAAGACGGAGGUGGUCAUCGGCAACAAACACUACCGGCUCAGGCGAGCUGGAAGGUCAGUGAAAGAUCAAUAA